AUGAAAAGAGUUGGAAGAACUUGUUUCUCUGUUCUUCUUGUUCUUCCUAUCUUUGUGCUUUCCUUGCUUCCAUUGAAGAUUAGUUCCUCACCAAGAACACAAGCAGAGGCUCUUAUAAGAUGGAAGAACAGCUUGGUGUUGAGACCAUUUUCUCUCGAUUCAUGGUCCAACAACAACUUCAAUAAUCUUUGUAAUUGGACUAAUGUUGUCUGUGAUGGUUCCAAUGGAGAAGUCUCACAAAUAGACCUCUCCAACUUGGAACUCAAUGGAACAUUGGACAAGUUCAACUUCUCUCCAUUCCUUAACAUCACCGUCUUCAACCUCAACAACAACAAACUUGCUGGUUCGAUACCAACAGCCAUUGGUAAUCUCACCAAGCUCACUUUGUUGGACUUGAGUGACAAUCACAUUGAAGGGGAAAUUCCAGUGGAGAUAAGCCAAUUGUCAGAGCUUCAAUAUUUGAGUCUCUUCAACAAUUCUCUUGAGGGGCCAAUACCUUACCAGCUCACCAAUCUACAAAAGGUAUGGUACUUAUCACUUGGAGCAAAUUAUUUUGAGAAUUCAGAUUGGUCUAAGUUUUCAAGCAUGCCUUCCUUAACUUACCUUGAUAUUUUUUUGAAUAAGUUUAAUUCAACAUUCCCAAAUUUCAUAUCAAAGUGUAGGAACUUGACCUUUCUAGACAUGUCUCGAAAUAGUUGGAUUGGCUCAAUUCCAAACUCUGUGUUUUCCAAUCUCAUCAAACUCCAAUCUUUCAAUCUCACAGAUAACAAAUUUGUGGGACAUUUGUCAUCUAAUAUUUCGAAACUUUCUAAGCUCAAACACCUUCAUUUACAAUCUAAUUUUCUCAAAGGUAAUAUUCCUAGUGGAAUUAGUCUUUUGCAUGAUCUUGAGAUUCUUCAACUGGCUAACAAUUUCUUAAGUGGGAGUAUUCCUUCUUCUAUUGGCCAACUUAAAAAUCUAUUACAACUUAAAAUUUUGGAUCUUUCUUCUAACAAUCUCACGGGUCCAAUUCCAACUUCUAUGUGGAACCUUAAAAGCCUAAUCUUUUUUUCUGUAAGUACCAACCAACUAUCAGGAGCACUGCCAAUUAACAUAUCAAGGCUUGAGAAGUUGGAGGUGUUAUCUGCUUUUGCAAAUAAUUUCACUGGUUCGAUUCCCUUAGAUAUUGGAAACUUGAAAAACCUUAAAAGUCUGGUUCUUUCGAGGAACCAUUUCACAGGUCCUAUUCCAACUUCUCUAUGGAACCUCAAAAGCCUCACCCUUUUGCAACUUUUCAAAAACAAUUUGGUUGGAACCAUCCCACCCAAGAUUGGAAAUUUAAAGCUCUUGUCAAUUUUUGAUGUAAGCACCAACCAACUAUCAGGAGCCUUGCCAGUUAAUAUUUCAAGGCUGAGUAGCUUGACGAUUUUAUUUGCUUUUAAAAAUAAUUUCACUAGUUCAAUUCCUUUGGAGAUUGGAAACUUAAAGAAACUUAAAAGAUUGUUUCUUUAUGAGAACCAUCUCACAGGUCCUAUUCCAACUUCUUUAUGGAACCUUAAAAGCCUCACUAGUUUGAAACUUUUCAAAAACAAUUUGGUUGGAACCAUCCCAUCAAAGAUUGGAAAUCUAAAACUCCUAUCCACUUUUGAUGUAAGCACCAACCAACUAUCAGGAGCCCUACCAGUUGAUAUUUCAAGGCUAAGUAAGUUGGCAAACUUAAUGGUUUUUAAAAAUAAUUUCACUGGUUCAAUUCCUUUAGAGAUUGGAAAUUUGAAGAAACUUAAAAGAUUGGAUCUUUCUAAGAACCAUCUCACGGGUCCUAUUCCAACUUCUGUAUGGAACCUCAAAAACCUCAUCCGUGUGAGACUUUUCAGAAAUAGUUUGGUUGGAACUAUCCCACCAGAGAUUCAAAAUCUAAAACUCCUCUCAACUUUAGAUGUACACACCAACCAACUCUCAGGAGCCCUGUCAGUUGAUAUUUCAAGGCUAACUAACUUAAAGGAAUUAUUUGUUCAUAAUAAUAACUUCACUGGUUCAAUUCCUUCAGAGAUUGGAAACUUGAAGAAACUUAAAAGAUUGGAUCUUUCUCAGAAUUAUCUCACAGGUGCUAUUCCAACUUCUUUAUGGAACCUUAAAAAGCUCACCGGUUUGCGACUUUUCAGAAAUAGUUUGGUUGGAACCAUCCCACCAGAGAUUGGAAAUCUAAAACUUCUAUCAUCUUUUGAUGUAAGCAGUAACCAACUAUCAGGAGAGUUACCAAUAACCAUUUCCAGUCUUAGUAACUUGAAGACGUUCUCUGUUCUUAACAAUAAUUUCACAGGGACAAUCCCUAGAGACUUUGGGAAGAAGAGUCCUAAUUUGAGGUUUUUUAUGUUUGUAAACAACAAUUUCUUUGGAAAGUUGCCACCAGGUCUGUGUAACGGGUUCAAUCUAGAGUAUUUGGGUGUAAGCAAAAACAGAUUUACAGGACCAUUACCCGAGUGCCUGAGAAACUGCACCAAAUUAAAAAGAGUAAGGCUUGAUGGGAAUCGAUUCACAAGCAACAUCACCAAUGCUUUUGGAGUUCACCCACAUCUUGAUUCCAUUUUCUUAAACAACAACCAAUUCAUUGGCCAUAUAUCAAGUACGUGGGGACAAUGUCAGAAUCUCACCAGAUUGCAGAUGGGUCAAAAUAAAAUCUCUGGUAAGAUCCCUCCAGAACUCGGGAGUUUGACAAAGUUGAAAGUUUUGAGCCUAGAGUCGAACAAAUUGAAUGGGCCAAUUCCAACUCAAUUGGGAAAUCUUAAACUUUUGUACCAACUUAAUCUCAGUAAUAACCAUUUAACAGGGGCAAUCCCUCUGACUCUAUCAAACUUGAGUGGGCUAGUGGAUCUCGAUUUUUCGAGAAACAAUUUAGAAGCUUAA
Molecule: messenger RNA, 2883 nt
Organism: Cannabis sativa
Lineage: Eukaryota; Viridiplantae; Streptophyta; Magnoliopsida; Rosales; Cannabaceae
Product: LRR receptor-like serine/threonine-protein kinase GSO1
Exons: 2
Coding region: 1-2883 (960 amino acids)
Molecular function (GO): protein binding
Source: RefSeq, a predicted model, not a curated record